GGCAUUUCUUGACAUCGCACUAGGGAUCGCUAUCGCGACCGUCGCAGUUGGCUGCAAUGCUGCAAUCGGCUCGCAACUUCAAGCUGCACGUACGCGCCGUAGAACGCUCCCGAACUAUCCGCUGCUUUGAUUCUUCUACGUUGAACCGACGAACGCGUUGCAAUUCAUCGUUGAGACAUGUCCUUUCUGUACAGGCAGGAGAUAAGAUCGCUGCGCGACGGCGUGCCGAACACCUUCGUAAUCGGCGUGAUCAUAAGCAGCACGAACGUGCGAACGUUCGACAACACUCGAGCCAGAUUCGCCAGUGGCGAACGUAGCGUGUGGACAUUCACCUUGCGCGACUCCGAGGAAGAUUUUAUUAACGUCACCGUAUGGGGCAGCACGGAAUUUGUAAUAAAAUUAUCCAUGUUCAAUAUUGGAUCCGUAGUGGAAGUGAUAAGCCCGAAAAUCAUAAAACGCAAUCCCAACGAUAGGAACGAACAAUUUAUGCCGUCGACCUCCAGUCCUUUCGCCCUGAUCGUGAACGAGGGUUUGGCCCUCGUACAGAAUCAUGAUGCGCCAACUAGCGAAAAGUACAAAGCUCUGCUGAUGCAACCUGUGAAAAGCGUGACCUCCGCUAAGAGUCUGAAAACGAUUCUAGAAAACAUAGACGCUCUGUGCGAUCGCUAUGUCGAUCUUCUGGUUGUCGUUAUGUUUAUCGCCGAUGCGCGUAAUAUAAUAACGCGAGACGGACGAUCCGUAACGUGCCGCAGUUUCGAAGUCGCAGAUAAUACGACGAAUAGUACGGUGCCGUUGAUAUUAUGGGACAAAGAUUGGGUUGAAAAAUCCGCUUUUUGGAAACCAAAAGAGACAAUAUUAUUCUUGAUCGAUGCUCGCAUCGCGUACGACGAAUAUAAAAAGAAAACGGCGAUAAGUAUCUCAAAACGGACGUUGAUUACGGAGUGUUCUAAUUUACCACAAGCUAUAGAUAUUAUAAAGACGGUACAGCAUUACGAUCCUGAUUCCUUAUGCAGCGAUCCGUUCGCCGUACCAAAUCCGGACACUGUCACGACUGUAAUGACGGUACAGCAAAUUACGGAGAAAUUACAAAAGAAAGCAAUGGUGGGUGAAAGAUUGCAGUUUGCAACUAUAGUAAAAGCUUCAGUGACUGAAAUAAAUUUGGACAGUCCACUCAAAGACGUGACAUCUAUAAAAUGUGCCCUAUGUAAAAAAAAAGUCGCAGCCAUGGAAGAUUCUUGUAUGAAUUUAAACUGUCCGUCAGGCAACGGAACGCAGGCACCAUUAAACAUUGUUAAGUUUAAUAUAAAAAUCAAUUUGAAAGAUCAUACUGGAUAUAUUAUCGGAUGUCGUUUAACCGGCGACAUUGCGGAGCGAGUUUUGGGCUGCACAGUUGAUGAAUUUCAAGCAAUGACAGCAGAGAAGCGAAAUGAAUUGAAGUGGCUGUAUUUGUUAGAAAAAUGUGACGUCUGCCUGCACAUUCUUGGACCAUCGUCGGACUUCUCACGACCCUUCUAUAAUGUCCUAUCUAUUCAACGAGACAAAGAAACGGAGCAGGCUAUGGCACAGAUUGCAAAUACGCCAGAGUAUUAAAAAUUAAUAUCUUAAAUUUGAAACAAAUAAUUUAUUUAUAAUAAUAAUUACCAGGUUUAAACUUUCUAUUUUACGCUUACAUAGAAUUAAUAUUAUAAAAAUGUACCUUUUUAUAAACAUGGUUUUUUGUUUAAUACUUAUAA
Messenger RNA from Solenopsis invicta (red fire ant), 1733 nucleotides. RefSeq names its product meiosis-specific with OB domain-containing protein (gene hdm). NCBI's taxonomy places the organism in Eukaryota, Metazoa, Arthropoda, Insecta, Hymenoptera, Formicidae. The record is from RefSeq and is a predicted model, not a curated record. Gene Ontology annotation, biological process: resolution of meiotic recombination intermediates. The coding region runs from base 178 to 1590 and encodes 470 amino acids. The transcript has 8 exons. Gene Ontology annotation, molecular function: single-stranded DNA 3'-5' DNA exonuclease activity; single-stranded DNA binding.